Molecule: messenger RNA, 2834 nt
Organism: Cucumis sativus (cucumber)
Lineage: Eukaryota; Viridiplantae; Streptophyta; Magnoliopsida; Cucurbitales; Cucurbitaceae
Product: PHD finger protein At1g33420
Exons: 5
Coding region: 399-2516 (705 amino acids)
Source: RefSeq, a predicted model, not a curated record
UUUCUCUUACUUAUUCAAAUUCAACUUUUUCCUUUUUAUUUUUUUAAAUUAAAAAAAAAGCUAACUCUCUCUUCUCUUUCUCUCUAAAACAAACCGACUUCGAUUCAAUUCUAUUCUCUUCUCUUCCUUUUCUUUUGUUUCAAAUAAUUCCCCAAAUUUAAUUCCCCUUCAAUCCCACAACCAAACCCUAAAAACAGAAACAAACACUCACUAAUUUCAAAAUUAAAAAGAAAGAAAAAAACCCACAAAAAGAGAUUCGAACCGAAGAAAACAAAAGAAGAGAGAAAAAAAAAAAAAAACCCUAAACCGCUAUUGCUGGGUCUUCCUUGUUCCAGUUCUUCCUAACGCUUAACCCUAAUCUCCGCCGUCUGUUUCUCUCUUCUUCCUUCCUUUCAGCUAUGGUCGUUAACUCUCGUCCCCUCAAGAGAAUGAAGAGACGUGUCACUGCUGAUCUCUUCGAUUUCCUUUCUUUCCCUUCUUCUUCCUCCUCCUCCUCCUCCUCCUCCCCCAUGUCCGAUUCUGAUCAUUCCGACCAUCUCUUCACCGCCCCUUUCCGCUCCAACGUUCGUACUUUUCUUUCUAAACAUGCACUUCUUCCCCCUCCUUCUUCCUUGUUCCCUCACCUUCUCACCUGGCAAAUCCUCUUCCGUGUCGGCGACCUCGUCCAUGGCCCCGAUUCUCAACCUGCCGUCGUUUAUCUCGAUAUCGUCGAAGAAGAUGUCCCCAGAUCCAGAUCCGUUUAUUGCGAUCAGUGCCGUGUCGUGGGCUGGAGUGCACAUCCUGUGUGCGCGAAACGCUACCAUUUCAUUAUAAAGGCUAAUGGAAGCUCCAUUGGAGGUUAUCAUAAGCCAUGUAUGUGCUGUGGAGACGUCUUGCAUCUCUCCGAGUCCAAAUGCAAGUCGUGCAAUCAUGUAACGAGCACAGAUGAUGUGGAAGACUGGGUGUACCAGCAAUUAGAGAACAAUACCCAUCUUUUACAUGCCGUGGUCCACUCUAAUGGUUAUGGGCACCUACUCAGGGUCAAUGGAAGGGAGGGUGGUUCAAAGCAUUUAUCAGGAUGCCAUAUCAUGGAUUUUUGGGACCGAUUUUGUAAAAUGCUUGGAGUCAGAAAGGUAAGCGUAAUGGAUGUGUCCAAGAAGUAUGGGGUUGAGUACCGGCUGCUUCACGCCAUCACCAAAAGUCAUCCAUGGUAUGGCGAGUGGGGUUAUGAGUUUGGUGCCGGUAGUUUUGCUGUGACUCCCGAUGCCUACAAAAUGGCCGUUGAAACCCUCUCCAGUCUACCGUUGUCAAUCUUUACAUCUCAAGGACGGAAGCCCCGUUCUCACCUGCAGGAUAUCAUUUUAUAUUAUCAGUCUUUGUCAGAGCGUAAGCUUGUAAAUGUAAGAGAUCUCUUCAAGUUUCUGAUGAGCUUGAUUCAUAAUGUUCGAAAGUCAUCAUCAACCACUAAUGACAUAAUGGAUGAGAAGCAGCAGUCCAAGGUCUUGUGCUCGUGGACAAAAAGUGAUGUUACACGUGUUGAGGAAGCAAUGUUGAAAGUGCUGCAUGCAGUAUCUGGUUCGAAUUGGGUCACGUGGCGCACCCUUCGUGGUGCUGUGUGCAAAGCAGGUCCACCUGAACUCCUUGAUUAUUGUCUUAAAAAUCUUGGAGGGAAAGUAUCAUCUGAUGGUAUGGUUGUUAAUGCUCAACGCAAUCCUCAAUCCGGUGCUUUCGAAUACAGGCUUGAACCGGGCAGUGCUUCACUGAAUACAGGUUCCGACUCCACUGAAUCAUCCAUUUCUAGCUACCCAUCUGAAGAAAAUCUUCUGUUAGAUUUGAGAUUUUUGUAUGACGCCAUGCUUCAUCCAAAUUCUAUGGUGAACUAUGGCCCCCAGGCAACUAGGGAAGCAGCAGUGAGCUCGGCAUUGAAGCUCAUAGACUGCAAGCAGUUUGUGAAAGAUUAUGAACCAGAGAAGCUGUCGACAAAGUUGAAUCCUUUUUCAAUAUGCCUCUUAUGUGAGGUCGAAGUCGUGGAGGACUCAAAAGACAAUUCCUCAAGACCUCCUCCAGAACUAGUUAUACUUCCAUCUAAUGCUACCAUGUCUGACUUGAAGCUGGAAGCAUCGAAAGCUUUCCAAGAUGUAUACUUGAUGUUCAGAAGGUUUCAAGCAGAAGAAAUAGUCGACCAUGGGGGUGUAGACGAUUCCACCCAGGUCAAGUUGUUGUUUGGACAAACGGAAUCUGUUCGUGUUAGAGGAAGAUGCCAAGUAAAGACUGCACUGAACAGGUUUCGUAUGGAGAGAGGGGUAGAACGGUGGACAGUUGAUUGUAGUUGUGGAGCGAAGGAUGACGAUGGGGAGAGAAUGCUAGCUUGUGACUUGUGCGGUGUAUGGAGGCAUACGAGAUGUUCAGGGAUACAAGACUCGGAUGAUGUCCCGGGGAAAUUUGUAUGUUAUAAAUGCAGAAGCUCUAUUGUUGCAAUGAAUACUAAUGGGGAAACGGAGGCAGAUACUCUGUUUAGACUAGGCUAUGUUAAUUGAGGCAGUGUUUUGUAAUUUGUAUAUAGUUUUGAUUUGAGGUUCUGGGCCUUCUUUUUUUUUUUUUUUUUUUUUGGGUUGGGGGUGAGGUAGAAGGAUGAGAAGUAGAGAAGGAUUGGGGUUUGUUAGGGCCUAGUGAAUGUGUACAGGUAAGUUUGGGCCAAAAUCUCUGGUUAGAUUUGUUUCCUCGUUUUGUUAUUCUUGUACAUGUUCACCUGAUGGCGAAACUUGGGAUUUGUCACUACGCAACUGGAAAGUAAAGGAAAAAAAGAAAAAAAAAAGAUGAAAUGAAACUCCCUAAUUCUCGAAUUCUUGUGGAGA